AUGUUUCGUGAUCAGUCUGUCAACCGCGACCCCCUGGCUUCGGCGCCGCUCAAGCUCGAUGCAGAAUUUGUCGACAAAAAGUUAUCCUCAACUACAUCAUCCUCUGACAAGAGCCGCAGCUUCGUCGAGAUCAAACUCGGCCUGGCUGGUAGGAAGCUUAUUCUGACCGGUUGGAGAGCCCUACUGGUGCUUUUGGCCAUUUCUUGGUACUUUUGGGGGCCGUUUCGAUUGGCCGAGCUUGCCAACUUUGGCAGCGGCUAUUUUGCUCCUGCUCGUCCUUGUCCUCAUGCAGUAAAGCGAGUACAAGGAUACGCUGACCUGCUGCAAAGUUCCGAAUUUCUUCCCUCGCUCGGAACCGUCUCGCAAUCUACUGCUCGUAACGAGACCCCCGAGGCACGAUGGAAGAAAUGGUUUGCUAAGCUUGAGUCGGAUUUCCUCGCUGUGCCUACCGCCCAAGGCGCACGAGAUGCCCUGCAGAGGUACACCAACGUCAGUCAUGUCGCUGGUUCCCAAGGUGAUUACCACUCUGCUCUGCAGAUUCUCGAGGAGUGGGCAGAUCUCGUAGGUGCGCCUCUACCCGAUAACUUGAAGGAUCUCGUCUUCGACGCUGGUUCCUCCCAGAGUCAGGCUUACCUCAAAGGCGUUGAAGGAAAAGACGGCGUUCGAGCCUGGACCGAUACCUAUGCUGUUUGGCUCAACUAUCCGAUCAACUCGACCCUUACCCUCGCCAAGCCUGAUCAGCUUGACCAGCCCUAUUGGACGGCCAAGCUCAAGGAGGACGUGCUGGAUGCCGAUCCUACCAGCUCGCGUGGCGUACCUCUCUUCCACGGUUACUCGGCUUCCGGCAGCGUCUCUGGUCAGGUCGUCUUCGCAGGCAUGGGCAGAAAGCAAGACUUUGCCGAUCUCGCAGCCAAGGGCAUCGACGUCAAGGGCAAGAUCGUGCUCGUUGAUUAUGGAUCCAAUUUCCGCGGUCUCAAAGUGCGUGCUGCCCAGGAGGCGGGUGCUGUCGGCGUGAUCAUCUACACCGACACCAUUGAGGAUGGCGAGAUUACCGAGGCAAACGGACACAAGGCCUACCCGGACGGCCCAGCACGCAAUCCUUCGGCUGUGCAGCGUGGAUCCGUGCAGGGACUCUCUUUCUACCCCGGCGACCCUUCGACUCCUGGUCAGCCUUCGUACCGCAAUGCAACUCGAUUGCAGCCCGAGGACGCCGACUCUCUGCCCAAGAUCCCUUCUCUGCCUUUAUCUUAUUCUGAGGCCAAGGUGCUGCUCGAAUCGAUCAAGGGCAAAGGCGUCAAAGCUAGCGAGGUCAACAACCGUCUCGCUGGAGCUAUCGACGGUGUUGAAUAUUGGACUGGUCCUUCGGACGAUAUUGUGCACCUGGAAAACUUUGUCGACCUCAAAGUACGCGAUAUUUGGAACACGUACGCGGUGCUUCCCGGUCACAUCAAGGACGAAGUUGUUGUUCUCGGAAAUCAUCGAGAUGCGUGGACGUUCGGUGCGGCCGAUCCCAACUCUGGCACAGCUGCAUUCCACGAAGCUAUCAAGGGUCUCGGUCAGCUUUACCGUCAAGGGUGGAAACCCAUGCGCACGAUUGUCUUUGCGUCUUGGGAUGCCGAAGAGUACGGUCUGGUCGGAUCGACCGAGUUCGGCGAAGACUACGCGCAGUGGAUUCGCGAUCACGUCGUAGCAUACCACAACGUCGACGUCUCGGUUUCCGGAUCCGUGUUGCAGGCUUCUUCUUCGCCGUCUCUCUCGCGUUUCGUGCAGACGGUCGCUGCUAAAGUCGAUGAUCCCAGCAAGCCUACUAAGAAAAUCGACCUGAAUGCAUUCCACCCUCUCGGUUCCGGAUCGGACUACACGGUGUUCUUGCAGCACCUCGGCAUUGCCUCCACCGAUCUCGGCUUCAAGAGGGCUCCCACAGAUCCGAUCUACAUGUACCAUUCCAACUACGACAGCUUCUACUGGAUGGACAACUUUGGCGAUCCCGGUUUUAAGCGCCACGAAGCAGCGGCCAAGCUGGUUGGUUUGAUGGCGAUCCAGUCGUCCACUCAAUUGUUCGCGCCUAUUGACGUUCAGGAUUACGCAACCGAGCUGACCAAGUACCUGGCUAAAGUGCAGACGCUGGCUGCAAAGAAGCUGGGUAUCCCGAAGCGAGCCGGUGCCAAACACCCGCGUUGGUUGAAGAAUCUUGGUCGUUCGAUUCACGAGCUCGGUGCUUCUGCGAGACGGUUUGAGCAUCGCAAGUCGCACCUCAAGGCCAAGCUGUUGAAGCUGGCCGAGAAGCACUCACAACACCAUGCGCAGCACGAGAGCGCUAACUGGCAAAAGGAGAUCUGGAAGGUGUUGGGCGAGAUUCGAGUGCUCAACAAGCAGUUGCAGACUUUCGAGCAGGGUUUCAUCUCGAAGCAAGGUCUGAAGGGUAGAGAAUGGUACAAGCAUCUGGGCACCGCUCCGGGCAGGUGGCUGGGUUACGGAGCUACUACGCUGCCCGGUGUGACGGAGGCCAUCACGCUGGAUAACGGACAAGGCGUGGAGAGCGAGGCAAAGCGUCUGGCACAGCAUAUCGAGGCACUGGCACAACACUUGCACAAGCACUGA
This is a messenger RNA of Mycosarcoma maydis (corn smut), 2601 nucleotides long. RefSeq lists its product as uncharacterized. The record is from RefSeq and is a predicted model, not a curated record. Gene Ontology annotation, molecular function: carboxypeptidase activity. Lineage: Eukaryota; Fungi; Basidiomycota; Ustilaginomycetes; Ustilaginales. Bases 1 to 2601 code for a protein of 866 amino acids. The transcript has a single exon.